UAUAAUCGGCAAUGUAUCAUAGGUCAAACUUAAGAGAUAACGUUUCACAGUUCUCUAUGUGCAGUCAGCGACGCGUUCUCAAACGAAAUACGGGGACUUACCACCAUUCCUGUGUCAAUCGUGUUGUCAAAUCCAAACUGGCGACGCGUGAUCGCCUAAGUUUGUAUCGUCGAAGAAAAUUUCAAGCGACGGCCAACAAUGGCGCCAAGCAACAAAGUACAGAUUAAUUCGGAUCUAUUGCAGUUUGAAUCUAUAACAAAACUAUCGAAUCUGCCAAUCGUCGAAAGUAGCAUACACAUCGCUGGACAUGUUUACAAAAGGAUAAAGAAUGCAAAUGUUUUGAUGAAUUGGAGUCUCGACGCAGCUGAAACAUCACUUGCCCUGGCAGCUGCUUCAGCUAAACCAGCGAUCUUUACUUUCAAUGGACCAAUCACUACGAUCGAUCAAUUGCUAUGUAAAGGAAUCGAUAUAGUUGAGCAGAGAGUACCAGCAGUACAUAUUCCUCCGCAAUAUAUGUACUGGUACACUCGAGAAUACGUAGCAAAUAAAAUUUUAAGACCAGUUCUGCUGCGUGCUGGUAGUAUGAAGCAAAUUGGGAGUCACGCUGCCAGUGUUGCAAUCGAUACAUUGGACAGUGCUCUAACUAUGGCAGAUCAAUACGUUGAUCAUUAUUUACCUGAUGAUUCAACUGAUAAGACAGUUGAUGAGGUUGAUGCAAAGGAAGCUGUUAGCAAAACGACUCGUACUAUUCAACACGGUGCAAGAUUUUCAAGAAAAUUACAAAGAAGAUUAACACGUCGUACGAUGGCUGAGGCACGAGCUCUCAAAGAACAAGGUACCGAAUGCAUUCACGUGUUUCUUUACGUAAUUGAAUUGAUCGCAAGGGACCCCAAAUUAGCGUUUCACAAAGCUAAAGAAUUAUGGGCCACAUUGAGCCUACCCGAACCCGAGAAUCAAGCGCGUCCCACAACUUUGGAACAAUUUUUCGUUUUAUUAACAAGAGAAGCAGCAAGACGCAUAGUUCAUCUCGUGAAUAGUGCAGCAUCCUUAGCUGCAAGAACGCCACGACGGGUUGGCAAACUCCUCAUCAGGAUUUCCCGACGUUUAUUGACGUUAACGGAUGCCACAUUGAAGGCGAUAUCGAUUAUCGGGACAAAAGAGACGACGCAGACGCAACAGAUGUCCAUGAUGCUUCGUUCGGUGGUACGGAAGCUCGGAACAAACACAAAUAGGUUGCUGGUGCGAACUGCUACCGGCACUACUUGCUUAUCCUCCGAGCAUGAAGGAUGCAACAACUUCAACAACGACGGUGUCAAAAAAGACAACGGGAACAGGAACAAGGACAGGAAUAGAAAAGCCAACAACAACAACAGCCACAGGAACAAUAGUGACAAAUACGACGUCAAAGUCGAACCGAGCACAAGAUCUUCAACGGAACCACAGCAACCACACGUCGAUGACUUCCAAUUCUCCGGUAAACGGUAUCGAGUAACCAAGCAGAACCUGGAAACUGUCUCGAGCGGGUUUCUUUCCCCCUCAGGGAACGAAAAGCUUCUCGAUUACGCGCCAAGGUCAACGGCACAUAGAAAUGUUAUUACUACUACUACUACUUCAUCAUCAUCAACGUCAUCUUCAUCAUCAUCAUCAUUGUCAUGUUCUUCUACUUCUUCACGUAAACGUGUAACCAGCAAACGUUCUUUUUUCCAUCGUGUUCUUGAACUUCCUAUGAUCGGAAUGGCUUUUAAUAAAUCGGUAGAAACUUAUAAUAAAUUAAAAGACUCUCAUUGGCUAGUACAUUGGGCUCUGACCACAGCCGAGAGUUCUUUCGAGAGUGCAACCAGGCAAGCUGUACCCAUAGCCGCCCCCCUAGCUAAGAAAUUCGAGAAUCCUAUUCAUUUUGUCGACCACACGCUCUGCCUCGGUCUCAACAAAAUCGAAGAAAGAGUCCCAUUGGUGAAGGAGAAACCCGAGCAGAUUUUAGCUAAUGCUUACGAUAUAGCCGUAAAAAAAGUUCAACCGGCAGUUUCUACGAUCUAUCACGUGAACGGCGCUUUAUUAGAGCAGGCUACGAAUCUGAGAGAUAUCAGCUGGAACAAAGCUAAUCAAAUCUUAGAUACUCAAUAUGGUAUUGAAGCUGUUAAAAAAUUAGAUAAUACCGCUAUAAUCGUGGACAAAUUGAUAGACGUAUAUUUCCCUGCCAUUGGAAAGGAAGAUGAAACGGAAGAGAAAAAAUCCAAAAUGUCGGAAACUAAACAAGAAAACAGUUCAGGUCCACAAUUGGAGGUAUUAAAUCGAAUGAAAAAAAUUCCCAUGGUUCAUACGGCUAUAGAGAAAACAGAAUCGACGUAUACUUACCUAAAAGAUUCGAAUCAACUGGUAAACUGGGCUAUGAAAUACGUGGAAGCUGGAUUUAAUUAUGCUACUGCAACAGCGGUACCGAUCGCAGCGCCAUUAGCAAAGAAAUUUGAAGGACAAAUAAAUGCCGUUGAUCAAAAACUAUGCGAAGGACUCGACAUUGUUGAAAAAAAAGUUCCAAUUGUCAAGCAACCACCGCAAAAGAUUUAUGACGCUGCUAAAGCUGUAAUGAGUAGUCCUAUUCAUCCGACGAUAGAAAAACUUCAUUCUUUAAAGACAUCGGCAACUCUACAUGCUUCAGCGUUAAAAGAAAUAAGUAUAACAAAAACUAACGAAUUGCUGAAUACUCAGUUUGGUAGCAUGGCUGUCCAAGGUGUAGAUAACACAAGCGUUCUUAUCGACCGUUUGUUGGAUCAUUAUUUCCCAGCUGUCGAUGGAGAAGAAUCGACACCGAAUCCAGUUUCUGCUGAGGAGAACAAAAUCUUGCAUAUCGUUCAAAGAGUCGGACAUUUGUCUACGAAAACAGCCAAUCGCGUUUAUCAUUCUGUUGUAGCACAAUUGAAAACUAUUACAGAGGAAGACGUAAAAAAUUAUACUUCCAGCGUUUUGUCGAUUCUUCACUUAACACAAUUCCUAUCUUCUGGACAAGAGCAAACGGAAGAAAAAACGAAUUCAGCACCUACACAAGAGAAAAAAUGAACGCUCUCUCUGUUAACGCGAUUAUAAUUGUUAUUAUUUAACAAUAAGAUAUAAAAUCGAAUAUUUUUUAGAAUUAUCGCUAUUUAUUUAUAUAUGUACUAUGUUUCAAUGCACAAUGUUUAAUUAUGUAUACAUAUGCACAAUUAAUCAAAGAUCAAAUUUU
Polistes canadensis is the source of this 3217-nucleotide messenger RNA. RefSeq lists its product as uncharacterized. The transcript has 13 exons. Gene Ontology annotation, cellular component: lipid droplet; cytosol. Bases 199 to 3054 code for a protein of 951 amino acids. Lineage: Eukaryota; Metazoa; Arthropoda; Insecta; Hymenoptera; Vespidae. The record is from RefSeq and is a predicted model, not a curated record. Gene Ontology annotation, biological process: positive regulation of triglyceride storage; lipid storage.